This is a messenger RNA of Branchiostoma floridae (Florida lancelet), 3604 nucleotides long. RefSeq names its product baculoviral IAP repeat-containing protein 3-like. The record is from RefSeq and is a predicted model, not a curated record. Gene Ontology annotation, biological process: regulation of cell cycle; negative regulation of apoptotic process. Lineage: Eukaryota; Metazoa; Chordata; Leptocardii; Amphioxiformes; Branchiostomatidae. Gene Ontology annotation, molecular function: cysteine-type endopeptidase inhibitor activity involved in apoptotic process. Gene Ontology annotation, cellular component: spindle microtubule; cytoplasm; nucleus. The transcript has 6 exons. Bases 399 to 2654 code for a protein of 751 amino acids.
AUCAACAUUGUUACACAACUCCAGGACUUACUUCAUCAUGGAAUCCUAUUUCAUAUGGCUUUUUGCCAGGCAGGCCAUAAAAAAUGGCCUGCUUUGUUUCGUAUAGACCUGGCGCAUUGAUCCAUCCAUGCUGUAUUACAUGGAGAUGGAUUCUUGUUAGAGAACUAAUUUUAAAGGAGAUAAUUGUGAAGUGUCGGACUACAGUGUGGGUUCACAAUUCACAAGUUGGAUUUAAGGGCCCAUAUUCAUCUCUGUCCUCUGAGUACCUCUUUUCCAAACUUCUGAAUCACUAGUAGUACUUCUUCCACUAUUGUAGAGUGAUUUAAACCCUCUUGUAGUUUCUGAGCUAUCACUAUUAUUUCUCAAAAACUUUAGUGCAAUAUAUUAAGUUAGAGAAAAUGGCAGCAAACAAUGGAUUGGACCCAAAUGUUGGUCCUGACUGCGCACCAACUGGCAUCUCUCAAAGCAACUAUGUUCAAAGUCAAACAGGCCCAAAAUCUUGGCCAACAAUUGGAUGCAACACACGUGACCCAAAUUCUAAUGAAGGCAACAUGGCGGGCGGAACUGUGGCGUUCGACAGUUCUCUGCUGGCCACGGAUGGCGUAAUAUCAAUGGCACCCCCUCGACCUCUCCCAGCUGGUCAAACAGUUGAAACAUGUACAACCAGAGGGACUACAGCCGCCAUGGCACCAGAAAUGGCACGAGCGCUGGACUACACACAAGAGGCGAUCCGUCUCUCCAGCUUCCGCCACUUCCCCGAUUCCGUGCCCGUCAGCGCCACCAGGAUGGCCCGAGCCGGGUUCUACUACAGCGGUACUGGGGACCGCGUGAUAUGUUUCUCCUGUGGUGGCGGAGUGGAGGGAUGGGAGUAUGGUGACACAGCCAUGGGCGAACACGAGAGACUGUACCCUCACUGUGACUUUGUGAACGGUCGCGAGAACAGAAACAAGCCACUGCUACCGCCGGGGAUGUUUCCGGCGCCCGUUCCACAAGCGGCCGCGGCAGCAGCACCAACGGCGGGAAGGGACUACGCCGAUUUUCUCUCUCCCGCACAACGGGAAAAACUGAGAAGUAAAGAGGCUGACAUAAACGACAACAACGAUAACAGCUACCGUCAGCCUUCAUCAAAUACGACUAAUCUUGGCAGACCUGACAACAAUAACCCUCCUCGAGGUGGGGACAGUCCUGACUCUAUGUUGACCUCUAGUCGCCCUCCAAAUCUUACCCUUCAGAACAACGUCCUGCCGAAUUCCUACGACAUUCCCGACCCGGGGCCUGGCACGCCACACGAGAGAGACAUCGACCCGAGACACCAGUACAAGAGCGAGCAGCGACGCGUGGACUCCUACGUCACGUGGCCCGCCUGGGCGCCCCUCCAACCGCGGGAACUCGCCAAGGCCGGGUUCUUCUACACGGGAUCUGACGACCGCGUGCAGUGCUUCUGCUGCCAGGGAAUCCUCCGCAACUGGGAGGCAGGCGACCGCGCCAUGAACGAACAUCGCCGCCAUUUUUCCUCCUGUCCUUUUGUCCUCAACUUCAACGUCGGUAACAUCCCGAUCGAGGAUGAAGACCCCAACCUCCCUCCAUCCAUUCCGCAGUCCACUCCCGCGAAUAGGGAACCAACCAGCCAAUCGUCAGGCCUGUACCAGACUGCACGGAUUCACCAGCCAGGACUGCAGGUCCCAACGUACCGAGCGUCCAGACCGAAACAUCCGCAGAUGGCAGACGAACAGAUCAGACUGUCCUCCUUUCACCUGUGGCCGUCCUCCACAGCUGUGGCACCCAUGCACCUGGCUAAGGCUGGCUUCUUCUACACAAUGGUUGCGGACAACGUGAAAUGUUUCUACUGCGAUGGCGGCCUGCGGAACUGGGAGCCUGGUGACGAGCCGUGGACGGAGCACGCCAAGUGGUUCCCGCGGUGUGAGUUCCUGCUCCAACAGCGAGGGGAUGACUAUGUACAGGGAGUACAGGCUCGCUUCCCUAACCUACAUGCACAGCAACAGGUACAGAUGCUACAGCAGCACAUGAGACCUCCAGACGAAGCCGGCACUGGCCGACCGGCCCCCCGACCGCAGGCCUCCCAGAGCACCCUUGCUGUGGAGAUGCAGAGCCAGGUGGUGUCAGGUGUGCUGGAGAUGGGGUUCGAUCCCAACAUAGUCAGGAACGCCGUCCAGCAACGCCUACGGGAACACGGCAGCGGAUACACCUCCGCGCACGAGCUGGUCGUCGCCGUGCUAGAUCUCGAGGAAGAAGAAGAAAGGAUGGAGCACUCGUCCCAGGGGGGGACGGGGGCUGGCCCAGAGGAGGGGGCAGCGAAGAAACAGAAAGAGUUGGAAGAGCCGGCUGCAACAGCCACAUCUGCAGCUGCAGGGGCCAGUGGGACAGAAGAACCACAACCAGGGACUAGUGCAUCCAUGGAGGAACCAGCUGCGGCUGCUGCAGGGGAAGAAGGCAACAGUUUUGAACAGUUGAAGAAGGAACUGGACAAGUACAAGGAUGAGAGGACCUGUAAGAUCUGCAUGGAUGCUGAAGUCAACAUAGUGUUCAUCCCAUGUGGCCACCUGGCGGUUUGUGCCAACUGUGCAGCCAGCGUACGCAGGUGUCCGAUAUGUAGGGCUAGCAUUCGCGGCACUGUCCGCACAUAUAUGUCUUAGACUCAUCAGCCUUUGCAACAGUUUAUGAUGUUUUCUUUAGUUGGAUGUGGUCAUGUCAGCUUUGACAUGCUAGCCUGGUUGCCACCCUCAGAAGUAACUGUUGCCUCAAUCUUAGUGCCUCUAAUAACGGAUAUGCAAGGGAAACAAUUGAGCCAGCAUUUACUAUUAAGGAUAAUACCCAGGAUAAUAACAUGCUAAGUAUGUUGCGUGUUCAGACUUUUACUACAGAGAUACAGAAAGUUACACGUCAAGUCGCACAAACCAAUCUACAAAAAGGCACCAGUGCACAUAUACAAAGGGGCAGCUAAGUAAGCUUAAUGCAAGUUUAAGUUUACUGCUCCAACAUAAUUCGUUCACUUAAAUCCUGUAUGCAUAUGGUUAUGAAUAAGGCUCCUGUACAAGAUUUAUCAUUUUCUUCGUUUCUUGAUGAUGGUCUCUAAAAUAUUAUUAUUUUCUAGAAACUAACAUGUUGAGGAGAGUAGUACAAUACAAUUUUGCUGAAAGUUGUUCACUUGUACACUGUCCUAGUCUAAACUGUAUUCUCUUGACAAUGUUGUCAAAUUUAAAUUAGUAAGGCAAGUGUUUCAGACCAGCUCUAAUCACUUCACUUUAUUGGAGACAUGUACCUUCCCAUAUAGCAAUGACUAGCAACUCGGCUGGUAUCUAUUAUUUCAGGAAAUUACAAUCAACAUUGUCUUGCACAUGUAUAUGUAUAUGUAUACUUUAUCUGUAUCAUAUUGGACAGUAAUGUCAAUGUAAUUAUGUAAGUACAUAGAUCUUACAUGUAUUUAUACUUUAUGCAAUUAUGAAACAUAUUGUACAAUAUGGAGUCAGGCAUGCAGAGUGUUAAUUUUCCUGUACAGGUGUAUGUUACAUUUGUUGGUGACCUUUCCAGUUGUUUGAUGUUAAGCAGUUGUUUUUUUCUCGCUCUUUUUUUCUCCAAAGGAAAA